GCCGCGCGCGUCCCCUCGCCGCCGCCACCGCCAGGCGCCCGGACGCAGCGCGAACGGAGCGGCCGGGAUGUGCGCCCGGGCCCCGGCCCGCCCCACGCUGCGGCCGCCGCCUGCCCGCCGCACGCUCGCCUGAGCGCGGCGCCCACCCGCCGGUCCCCGACCACCUGACCGCGAUGCCCGCCCUCCCGGGCCCCGGCGGCCCGAGACCCUGCUAGGCUGCGGCGGCAUGGCCCGCGCGCCCGGCGCGACCUCUGCGGAUUGCAUCGGUGUGCGGCGGCGGGGCAUGCCCAGGGCACCGGGCGCGGCCUUCAAUGGGCGAGGACACGGACACGCGGAAAAUUAACCACAGCUUCCUGCGGGACCACAGCUAUGUGACAGAAGGUAACGUACGUGUUGUCUGAGACCCCCUCCGGCCGGCCGCGGCGUGGGGAUGCCGUCGCACCGAAUGCCCUCCGAAGCUGACGUCAUCUCCACUGUCGAGUUCAACCACACUGGGGAACUGCUGGCCACAGGUGACAAGGGUGGCCGGGUGGUUAUCUUCCAGCGGGAACCAGAGAGUAAGAACGCACCUCACAGCCAGGGUGAGUACGAUGUGUACAGCACCUUCCAGAGCCACGAGCCUGAGUUUGACUACCUGAAAAGCCUGGAGAUAGAGGAGAAAAUCAACAAGAUCAAAUGGCUCCCGCAGCAGAACGCCGCCCACUCGCUGCUGUCCACCAAUGAUAAAACUAUUAAAUUAUGGAAGAUUACCGAGCGAGACAAGAGGCCCGAGGGCUACAACCUGAAGGAUGAGGAGGGGAAGCUGAAAGACCUGUCCACAGUGACGUCACUGCAGGUGCCUGUGCUGAAGCCCAUGGACUUAAUGGUGGAAGUGAGCCCGAGAAGGAUCUUUGCCAAUGGCCACACCUACCACAUCAACUCCAUCUCCGUCAACAGCGACUGCGAGACGUACAUGUCAGCGGACGACCUGCGCAUUAACCUCUGGCAUCUGGCCAUCACUGAUCGGAGCUUCAACAUCGUAGACAUCAAGCCAGCCAACAUGGAGGACCUCACGGAGGUGAUCACAGCAUCUGAGUUCCAUCCGCACCACUGCAACCUCUUCGUCUACAGCAGCAGCAAGGGCUCCCUGCGGCUCUGUGACAUGCGGGCAGCUGCCCUGUGCGACAAGCACUCCAAGCUCUUUGAAGAGCCCGAGGACCCCAGCAACCGCUCCUUCUUCUCAGAGAUCAUCUCCUCGGUGUCCGACGUGAAGUUCAGCCACAGUGGGCGCUACAUGCUCACGAGGGAUUACCUCACUGUCAAGGUCUGGGACCUGAACAUGGAGGCGAGGCCCAUAGAGACCUACCAGGUCCAUGACUACCUGCGGAGUAAGCUCUGCUCCCUGUAUGAGAGUGACUGCAUCUUCGACAAGUUUGAGUGUGCCUGGAAUGGGAGUGACAGUGUCAUCAUGACAGGGGCCUACAACAACUUCUUCCGAAUGUUUGACCGCAACACCAAGCGGGAUGUGACGCUGGAGGCCUCGAGGGAGAGCAGCAAACCCAGAGCGGUGCUCAAGCCAAGGCGCGUGUGUGUGGGUGGCAAGCGGCGGCGUGAUGACAUCAGUGUGGACAGCUUGGACUUCACCAAGAAGAUCCUGCACACGGCCUGGCACCCAGCGGAGAACAUCAUUGCCAUUGCAGCCACCAACAACCUGUACAUCUUCCAGGAUAAGGUCAAUUCUGACAUGCACUAGCUGGCCUCAGUGGCCCUCCCGGCCACCUCUGUAAGAGGACAGGGUGAGCGUGGUGGCCAUUGUGGGGACAUGAGUCCCUAGGCUGGAGUCGGCUUGGAUGGCGAUUGCCAGUUUAAACAAAGGAAAGGAAGGAGCCUCAGUUACAGGUGGAUAAAAUGGGUGUGCCUGGUGGGUCUCUGCCCGGGGCUCCUUUGUUUACGGCCCUCCUGUCUCGGGCUGGGCCUUUUAUUAUUAUCAGGACUUUAUUCAUGUCCGGGGUGGGUUCCUAUCAGAGAAAGUCAAGCUGGUCCAUGAUGGGGCUCCAGAGAGUGAAGUUCACAAGCCGGUCGGGAUCUGCAGAUCCUCACAGGAGCCAGCCAUGGGCCCUGGCUCAGAUGCUGCUUCAUGUUGGAUGUCGGACAGAGCAUUCUCACUGAGGGUUGGUGAUGGCAGCUUGCCCCUUGGGUGUUUGGGAUGCCUUUCUAUAUUCUAGGUGCCAGGCCAGGGCAGGUUCUGAGAAGCAGAGCCAAGGUGGUAGGGCUAAUCGUGAGGCAGGGCUGGGUUCCUUGUGUGGGUUUUCCAGGCUGAGGCAAGUCCUAAGAAGCAGGACUGGGGACCCUGUGUGGCUGCAGCCCUCACCUCACUGCCGUCCGUUUGUGAGUGCCCACUGCACGCUGGGCAUGGUGCUCAGCCCAUGGUGGCUGUGGCUGGAUCCCCGCAGCCCACUUUGUGGUGGCUUCGCUGUCACCUUUCCAUGCUAGCCAGUCAGUCGUCUUCCCGUGGCCGACAGUGGGUCCUGUCCCUGACUGUAGAAUCCUCACGCCCAUCAGACAUGUGUCCACUCAUUUCUGUAACUCUCAGCUGAGAUCCAGGCUCUGCUGGAGCUGGGGUGUAGUCACCAUCCCCUCUGUACCCAGGAGGGAACCGAGGCUCCGAGCAGAGAGGUAGGGUGCCCAGGAGUCCCACCCUGAGGACUGAGUUGGUGUCCCACGCAGGUCUUUCCAUAGGCUCUUUCCAACCCACCACAUUGGUGACUAGUUUUCAAGCAUCAUUCCAAGGGAAGGCCUAAGAAGGGAAGCAUCUUCAUGUCGUGCACUCAGUGCAGGUGCGCUGGUGACAAGAUGACACGAGAGAGGAGAAGAGUGGCGUCCGGGCUUGCCUCCCAAGAUGCACUUCACCUACAUUGUAUCUGCAGCUUUCUCCCCACCCUUCCGGCUGCUCCCCAAGGAGGUUGCAUGCAGCCAGGCAGCCCCAGAGGAUGUUUUCUCAGACCUCCUGAGGGCCACAGGUGAGUGGCCGUGUAUAGUGACGCCCACCCCAUCCUCACUACUGCAAUCCCAGAACUGCAGGGCUUGGCAUUUUGACUCUGGAAGCAGAGAGCAGAGGGGCUUUGGUUUUUACAACACGGACUGCCACCCGGGAAACAGAUGUGACAGAGCUUUUCUUCUUUCUCAGUGGAUCAAGGUAUCCUUGUGUGUGUCAAAGCACAAACCGCAUGCACACUCACUUCCGGCCCACAGAAACUGGGUCCGUUACAUUUUUUUGCCUUUUUUUUUUUUUUAAGAGUCAACGUGAAUGAAGAAUGUUUAUCACUGUAAAAUUCAGGCGCUCUGGACAGUAUUAUAUGUACAUAUUGACCCUGAUUCAAGUUAGCAACUGAAAGAUCGGCGACUUUCCCCUCUUGUAAAGAAGUUGAAGAAUGUGGCCAGUUGUAUAUAAAUCCCAUUGAAGCCCAAAUCCUGGUGAGAGGGCCUUACACACUGGCCUUGGAUCUCUGGCACAACCUUUGCAGUUUGGUGUUAGAGAAGAUACUCACCUUGGGAGCUGGAGGCUGCUAUGAGGUCAUAGGUUUCACACAUAAUGUCUUCAAAGUCAAAUCUUACAUGGUCUUCAAAAGGAGAGGGGUCUUGCACAUGGCCCUAGUUUCCAGACUUCUGUUUUAAUGUCGGGUACCAAAGGUAGAAAGGAAAAAGAGAGACAGAAAAAGAACCCAAAAGAAAAAGUAUGUCUUUGGGACCCGAAGAAAUCACCCAGGUUCAGAGCGGACUGCUAAUACUAAUGCGUGUUUUGAUCGAGGAAAAAAAAAGCGCGGAGGGGGGAGGGGCGAUGUGAGAAAUCGCAGAAGGACCAGAGCUUUGCAAGCCACAGACUUUGCCACUUUGCUCUGCCUAAGUUCUCUGGUCUUGAAUCCAUGGCAUUUCCCAUAACCACUGCGACAUUGUUGGGGUUUUGAGUUGUUUUCUUCUGCUUUGGUUCUUCUCCGAGGGUGAGGCCCUUGGAGGGUAAUUGGAUAUAUACGUGCUGGUAACAUAGUCGGGCCCAAUCACUUGGGGUUCUGUGGCUCAUAGGUGCAUUCUUUUUUCUUCAGUGUCUCACCAAUUAUCCAACUGUUGAAUAAAAUUAUAAAUAUGUUAAUACCAGCUUUUUCCAAUAAAAUAACAAAUGUUACAUCUAA
Messenger RNA from Rattus norvegicus (Norway rat), 4166 nucleotides. RefSeq names its product protein phosphatase 2, regulatory subunit B, gamma (gene Ppp2r2c). The record is from RefSeq and is marked validated. Gene Ontology annotation, cellular component: protein phosphatase type 2A complex. The transcript has 9 exons. Gene Ontology annotation, molecular function: protein phosphatase regulator activity. The coding region runs from base 431 to 1732 and encodes 433 amino acids. Lineage: Eukaryota; Metazoa; Chordata; Mammalia; Rodentia; Muridae.